This is a messenger RNA of Megalops cyprinoides (Indo-Pacific tarpon), 1087 nucleotides long. RefSeq names its product transmembrane and immunoglobulin domain containing 1 (gene tmigd1). The record is from RefSeq and is a predicted model, not a curated record. Gene Ontology annotation, cellular component: cell-cell junction. NCBI's taxonomy places the organism in Eukaryota, Metazoa, Chordata, Actinopteri, Elopiformes, Megalopidae. The coding region runs from base 96 to 833 and encodes 245 amino acids. Gene Ontology annotation, molecular function: cell adhesion molecule binding. The transcript is spliced from 6 exons. Gene Ontology annotation, biological process: cell-cell adhesion.
CUUCUGUAUAAGGAUUCCCCCAUGGCAUUACAAAAUGAAGAAACCCGGUACGUUCAGAUUACGGCCUGGUUCCUGGAGAUUUUUUUGUGGUUAAAAUGAGCCCAACAUUAACUGUUCUUUCCCUCCUUUUAUACUUCUCUCCUCAUCUAACAGCUGUCAGGGUGGUGUCGAGCCCGCAGGCCAAUUCUGGCUUGAUCAGCACGGAGGUGGAGGGGACGGUGUCGCUCACCUGCCACUCGGAGGGGGUGGAGUCGACGGAGGAGCUGAUGUGGUACCGGGACAAGGGCCUGGUGGAGCUGAAGGACGGGAACCGAGUGAGCCAGAGCAGCCUGUGCCUGAGCCCCGUAUCCAAGGGCGACGACGGCGUCACCUUCACCUGCCGGCUGAGAAGGGACACCAGCGCCAACGCCUCGGUCCAGCUGGACGUGCGCUUUCCCCCAGACUUGUUCGGCAAUCACACCGUGAUGGUGGAAGAGGACAGCGACAUGACCCUCACCUGCGACAUCCACGCCAACCCCCAGGUGACCGUGUCCUGGCAACGAGAUGGUGUGGAACUGGACCUGGGUAUCGGGGGUUACAUGUUGUUCCAGGACAGCAUGGAGGCGCGUCUCUCCAUCUCCAGGGUAAAACGUAACAACCACCAGGGAAAGUACAGCUGUGUUGCCCUGUCGCCCCAGUAUGGAGAAAGAACGAAGUCCUUCCAGCUAAUCGUGAACGAUAAGACUAUGAAAUUCCCCUUGGGCCCCAUCAUCGCUGGGGUCGUGGUGGUGUUCUGCACCACUGUCCUGGCCAUUGUCGCAAGGUGGCAGAGAAUCACAAAGUGCUGCAAGUAAGAGUGCUUGCCCACAGGCUGAAGAGAUUUGAGCCCUUGUGCUCAGAAGAGACGGACCUUUAAAAACCCUGUUGGAGGAGCUAAACCAUUGAAUAGUUUGGGCUGACAUCCUGCUAGUAAUUACACACCCUGAACCUUAGACAUGGACGUGAGCAGGAUUGAUUAAACAAGUGAACACUAGCAAAACACCUACAUUUGCCCCUCCUUGCAUUGAUUCUUUAAUCUUUAGAAGAAAAAAAACAGCAGGUUUGAAGG